AUGCCAACUCCUUUUACUUCCACAUUUGCUUCAGCCGCCGCCAGCACAAAUGGUGAAAAUUCAGGAAACAGGACCAACAAUAGUGCUGGAAAUGACUGGUCAAGAAGUCGUGUGAACGGGGCUACUCAAACUUUCCGCAGACCUUCUGUAGCCACCACACCUUCCAGUUCAAAUCUACAAGCACAAGCACAGCAGCCGCGCGAUAUGCCUCCCACACCGAGUGCUGCCCACGGAGGUGUCUACAUUCCACCUCACCUGAAUGCGAAUCAUCCAUCCAACUCGCCCCGAUCACUUCCCUCGGGUGAUAUCCGCUACAGCAAAGAACAACUGUUGUCCAUUUACCAGACGCUGAAAGACUCCGCAGCUCUUGACCGUAGCCUGGAGGAUAUCUUCUUGGGAUCCUGGGAUCCUUUGGAAGGGAAGAAUGGCAUUUCCAAUCAAACAGGGCGUGGGGAAUCCAAGGACCAAGUUCCUGGCCCCGAAGUCUGUUGGAAUUACUCUGAAGCACAUCCCUUAGGUGUCGCGGACUUGACAGAGGAUGAGAGACAGCUCUUCUCAACUUCAGUCAAUUCUCCAAUCAAACUACAACAGAGUACCACGAAAGAAGGUGCGGGAGCUGGGACGGUCGCAGGACGAAAGGCUUCGUUAUCAGGCUACAAUAGCGCCACACAAGGAUCAAGACCAGGCCCACGACGAAGGGAGACAAGUGAUUCAUAUGUGGGUAACGGACCUUUAUCACCAGUAGAAAGCAAGACCUUCUUUCGCGGGGAUACCAAUACUGCGACACCUCCCCCAGCGUUGUUGCGCCGCCGGACAGAUUACAAGGACGAGGAAGCCACACCGCCUUCCAAGGACGACCGCGAAGGAGAUGAAGCUACUGAUUCACAGUCACAGUUUCCUGGACCACGCAGAUCGGUCACUGGCCCUCUAAGUGCAGGUUUACAUCCUCCGUCUGGAUCGCCGUGGUCUGCUGGUACGCAAUCUGGCGGCUUUGGGUCCAUGGGAAGUUUCGGUAGCUUUGCAAUCGGAUCUGCAACCACUCCAACUGAACCCGCCGACAAAAGACCCGGAUUUGGGAGUGCUCGUGGUGGUAGUCGUUUCAAAGACCUUCUCUCCAAGACAAGCUCGGAGGAUAUCAGUCAAGGGCUCAAGGAUAAGGCAUCAUUCGGAGCUCUGGAGAAACUCCCCGAGGAGGAUGCGGACGCAGCUCACCUACGAUCACGAGAAGGACUGUCAACACGUCCAGGCCGUAGCGAGACCAAUCCUUAUGCGGAAAUUCCGGGUCGUAGCGGCAGUGCUGCUCUUGGAGGAUCUCAAGAUGACGUUCCAGUCACCCAAGGUAUCGAACAAAUGGGCUUUUCUGCGUACGGACCUGCUUCAAAUGUUGGAACCCGAGACUUUGGCAACGACGACUCGUACCAGCAGACACCACAUGGCCGUUUCAAUCCUCAUGAACCCAUGAGCCCAACCAAUACGAAUCCGUAUCAAAGUCCCCAGGGUCGACUGGAAGAUGAUGAACAAGACACGAAUGAUUCAGCCUCUCAAGCUUCAGGUCUGCCUCCGUUCGGUGGAAGUCGUAGGAACGUGUUUCCCAAUCCUGACGAUAGAGGCCCAGGUGCCGGUCUUCGUGGUCCUGGCGCUUUCGGCGGUUUAGGUUUUGGCGGCCUUGGAGGGGGACCUUCAUGGUCAGGUGCUGGAAUUGGUUCUGGAAAGCCUGCUCUCGAUCGAGGUAUUGGUACGGGUUUUGGUGAUCCAAUCUUCAGUCCCCUUGCCGAUUUGCAAUCGCCUGGAGCUGGUGGACUUGGUGGCGGCUUCUUCGCUUCUGGCGGAUUCGGCUCAGCUGGUCGCGCCAGUCGACUUGGUGCCAUGUUCCCCCCAGCAAUGCAAGAACAAAUGAGGGGAGAUAGCAGAAAUGAUAUUCCAUCCGGGGCAUUUGACUCUCGUCCUGACAGCGCCCAGCAUGUCAGCCGUGACCCUUUCGCGAAUGCAGGACGCACACUGGAUGGCUUCGGUCGUGGGUCUAGUGCUUUCGAAGAGUCACCGCCGGUCCGCACUGUUGAAGAGGCUGGUAGUAUCGGUCCUGCUGGUGGGUUUGGUCCACCUGGCACAGGUGCUCAAGCAGGAGCUUUGCCCACUCCUCAACCAGCGGGCGUUCGAGCUCCUCCGGGAACGGAAGGCUUCCAGUCUGCUCAUGGCCUCAGUCAAUCCAGCGGUAGCAGUGGUUCAAACCAGAUGCCAGCUGCACAACAACGACAGAUGGUCAUGCCAGAUCGGAUGCGGUGGAUCUAUCGCGAUCCUCAAGGAAACACUCAGGGACCUUGGUCCGGUUUGGAGAUGCACGACUGGUUCAAGGCUGGAUUUUUCACCGCGGAAUUACAGGUGAAGAAAUUGGAAGAUGUGGAAUAUGAGCCUUUAGCACAACUCGUCAGACGGAUUGGAAACUCUCGUGAGCCUUUCCUGGUACCACAAAUCGGUGUUCCUCAUGGACCUCCAUCCGCUGCUCAAGGCAAUCACUGGGCAACUUCAAUGGCUGGCACCGGAGGUCCUGCUCAACCACCAUUUGCUAGCAGCUUCCCAAGUUUCGGUACAACCUUGACUGCGGAGCAGCAGAAUGCUCUGGAGAGAAGAAAGCAGGAAGAACAAUUCCUCAUGGCUAGACAAAAGGAGCAUUUGGCUCAACAACAAAUGGCGAUGAAGCAUAUGCAGAUCCAGAAUGGGCUUCAUUCUUUACAACACCAUUCAAGCGCCCACUCAUUACAGAGUCAACCAAGCUUCGGCAGUAUCACAUCCCCUACUGGUUAUCAGCCAUCACCAAUGCAGGCACCUAUUCAACCCCCACAACAACAGUCACAGGCACCAACAUCUGGUCAAUCUUUUGGUCCUCCGGGAGGUCCUAACCCUGGACAGACUUUUGGUGGUAACCGUGACGAGGAUGUGCAAAACAUGAUGGAUCGAUUGAGUUUCAGCCAACGAGCCAACCUUCCAUAUGCGGGCGGCCCUUUAGGCCCAGCUCCCACGGACGCGGCUCCAUCUUCCCAACAGAUUUCUUCCAUGCUACAAGAUAGAGCUCGACUUCAGCAACAGCAGCAACAAUCCGAACUCCAAAGCCAUCAGGACACUUUUUUAGGCCAGCAGGGCCGCAACGACCGACUGGAAGAGUUCCACACCCUUCGUGGGGAGGUGGACAACCAAGCUGGUCGUCUCGGCCCUGAUGAGGCUCUCCCACAACCAAUUGGGUCUCAGCGCCAUUCUGAAGAUCAAAGCAGCUCGGCCACUGCGUCAAAGGCCCCGGUCUCCACACGCGAUCACGAAAACUUAUCAUUGGCUCAGCAGGUGCAGAUUGCUGCAGCAAGUCAACAAGCAGCUGCGGAGGAAAGUGCAUGGGCGAGGAUUGAUACACCCAUCGAACCCCCUCCUGUUUCAAUUUCCCCCCUUCCCGCCCCGGCCGCCCAGCGCAAUAGGCAACAUGUUGCCGAUGCACUGGCAGCCGAUUCUAGAUCAGCAACCCAAACUCCGAUUGAAACACCAUCCGCAUCCAUCGCGCCUUGGGCGGAGAGAAAUGUUGAACAUCCUAAAGGACCAUCCUUGAAAGAAAUUCAAGAAGCUGAAGCCAAGCGGGCAGCCGAGCAAGAAGAGAUUGCUGCUGCUGCACGACGGGCGCAAGCUGAUCUGGAGAGACAGGUUCAAGCUCAAGCCCCAGUUGCCGCACCUGGCCUGCCAUUGACAUCUACUUGGGGUGCGUCAUCAUCUCCGGUCAGUACACAGUCAUCGGUCUGGGGUGCUAAGCCCGCUCCUGCCAAGCCUGGUCCGGUCAGCGGUUCGAGUGCAAAGAAGACCCUUGCACAGAUUCAGAAAGAAGAAGAAUCACGUAAACAGCGUGCGGCUGUCGCUGCUGCUGCCUCUGCAAAUAUUCAAAAUGCUACCAGUCCAGCAUCCGCAGCAGUGGGCAAACGCUAUGCAGAGCUUGCCAGCAAAGCCGCUCCAGCAGUUCCAAAUCCUCUUGGAGGUGCAUGGAUGACAGUUGGAUCCAACGGAAAGAGCAAAGCCCCUCCUCCUGUUGUCGCUUCUCCACAACCAGCCACCCGUACUGUAAGCAGCACAGUUGUGAGUGCUGCAAAACCCCGACCCCCACUGUCAACCUCUCGAAGCUCAAACUUGCCCAAUCAAAGCAAGGCGAAUGAAGAGUUCUCGAAAUGGAUCAAAGGAUCACUCGGGAAGGGGCUCAACAGCAACAUCAAUCUCGAUAGCUUUGUGCAAGAUUUGCUGAUGCUCCCACCCGAUGUGGAGAUCAUUUCGGACUCGAUCUACGCCAGCUCCCAAACACUGGACGGUCGUCGCUUCGCAGAAGAAUUUGUGCGACGUCGUAAAUUGGCGGACAAGGGUAUCGUUGAACCAGCGGCGAGCGGACCAGCAGGUCUUGGUGCAGACAACAAGAGUGGUGCAGGUGGCUGGAGUGAGGUCGCGAAGAAAGGACCAGCGCCCAAGGAGGAGAGCACCUCCGCUUUCAAAGUGGUUGCCACCAAGAAGAAGGGAAAGCGCUGA
Molecule: messenger RNA, 4542 nt
Organism: Exophiala bonariae
Lineage: Eukaryota; Fungi; Ascomycota; Eurotiomycetes; Chaetothyriales; Herpotrichiellaceae
Exons: 4
Coding region: 1-4542 (1513 amino acids)
Cellular component (GO): cytosol
Molecular function (GO): protein binding
Source: RefSeq, a predicted model, not a curated record